Messenger RNA from Rhodotorula graminis WP1, 657 nucleotides. RefSeq lists its product as uncharacterized. Gene Ontology annotation, cellular component: membrane. Lineage: Eukaryota; Fungi; Basidiomycota; Microbotryomycetes; Sporidiobolales; Sporidiobolaceae. The transcript has 5 exons. The coding region runs from base 1 to 657 and encodes 218 amino acids. Gene Ontology annotation, biological process: vesicle-mediated transport. The record is from RefSeq and is a predicted model, not a curated record.
AUGAGCCUCCUGACUGCGUUGGUCGCUCGAGACGACACGAUCCUCGCCGCCCACUCUACCGCCGGCGAGCAGUACUUCUCUGCGUGCCAGACCAUCCUCAGCAAGAUCCCGCCAAACGACUCGAAGCUCACCUAUGCCGCCGACCAGAUCCUCAUCCACUACGUCAAGCGAGACGGCGUCACUGCACUCGUCGUCGCCGAGGACACGGCCGGCCGGCGGGUCCCCUUCUCGUUCCUCGCCGAGCUGCAUCGCAAGUUCGUCGCCGCCUACCCGAUGGGCGAGAUCGCCGGCGCGCCCGCCUACGGCAUGAACGCGUUCGAGCCGCACAUCUCGUCGCUCAUGGUCCAGUACGAGGAGAACCCGCCGCAGGACGCCAUCAAGCAGGCCCAGGCCGAGCUCGCCGCGACCAAGGACGUCAUGGUGCAGAGCAUCGACGCCGUCCUGUCGCGCGGCGAGCGCAUCGAGAUCCUCGUCGACCGCACCGACGACUUGAGCUCGCAGGCGAGGGCGUUCCGGAAGAGGGCCACCGUCCUGCGCCGCAAGAUGUGGUACCGCAACGCCAAGACACUCUUUGCCGUCGGCUUCUCGGGCGUCCUCCUCCUGUACCUUCUCGUCGCCUCGGCGUGCGGCGCAGGGCUCAACCACUGUCGCUCGUAG